GCAAAAUCUCAUUGAUAUUAGUAAUGUGUAUGGGUAGACAUCGAGGUUUACUCGAUUCAAUGAAAGAUCAAGAAUGUAUUGAAUAUAGUGCACAAACAUUGAUCGAUAGUUGGAAACAAGUUGCCAUAUUUGAAUACAAUGAAAAGAAAAUUAUGAAGAUUCGAAAACAAAUCCCACCAAUGUCGGCUACCAUUAUCAAGCGAACACCACCGGUGACGACACGAUUUUAA
This is a messenger RNA of Adineta steineri, 230 nucleotides long. The record is from the annotation of a GenBank genome assembly. Lineage: Eukaryota; Metazoa; Rotifera; Eurotatoria; Adinetida; Adinetidae.